Molecule: messenger RNA, 675 nt
Organism: Suillus fuscotomentosus
Lineage: Eukaryota; Fungi; Basidiomycota; Agaricomycetes; Boletales; Suillaceae
Exons: 1
Coding region: 1-675 (224 amino acids)
Source: RefSeq, a predicted model, not a curated record
AUGGAAAUUUAUUUGGGGCAUCAGGGAAAGCCUUGUCCAGUACUUGGGGAAAUCCACGAAUGGGAGGACACCGACGAGCCAAUACAUCAACCGGAAGAGGACCUCCCUACUAUACUCGAACUUCCAUUCUUGAACGGCAAGCAAUGCAUAACCAUUGUUGACAAGUCCGGAGUACAUUCGCUCAUGAUACGGUUUUGUCAGUGUCCGAAUGCUUGUACCACCGACAAGCAAUUAUUUGAGAUGGGCAUGUUUCCGGCAUCCUUCACCCGGCCGAAGACCGCAUUUACCUUUCCGGUGCUGGAUGGUUUCGCCUUGGACAACUUGGAAUGCGGAACUUCGGCAAUGAAUUACUACAACAAGUUGAGAAGAAUGACGUCAAGUAUAUUUCCGCAACUAGUCCCUGUAGGUGUUGCAUAUAGACAUUCAACAUCAUCAAAGCUCAAUUCCCCACAGGACCGUUACAGAGAACUGAUGAGGGUAGCACGGCAAUGGCGACAGCUGAAGCUGUUCAAAUGGAAUGGGUUUGGUUAUGAGAGAAGAAGGCCGACAUCCGGUGAACUCGCUCUCUUUUGCCCAGCUUGCCCUCAGCCCGGCAUUAACGCCCCACUACCGGCCAAUAGGCCACAUAUUACAGUGACCUAUUUCCGUAUAAUACGAGGGAACGGACGUGCAUAA